Molecule: messenger RNA, 1977 nt
Organism: Phytophthora infestans T30-4
Lineage: Eukaryota; Oomycota; Peronosporomycetes; Peronosporales; Peronosporaceae
Product: Intraflagellar Transport Protein 72/74
Exons: 1
Coding region: 1-1977 (658 amino acids)
Biological process (GO): cilium assembly; intraciliary transport involved in cilium assembly
Cellular component (GO): cilium; intraciliary transport particle B; centrosome
Molecular function (GO): beta-tubulin binding
Source: RefSeq, a predicted model, not a curated record
AUGAACCGCCACUUCGUAAAGAGUCGCUCUCCAAUCCACCUACGUACCAAGCACAGCACCUAUUUUUUCUUCAUGAGUCGUCCUGGAACAAGUUCUGGUCAACGUCCUGGCACGGGCGGUGGCCUUGCACCUGUCGGAGGAUUGCCAUCCGGUCGCCCUGGAACGGGUCAGGGUCUCAACCCCAUCACUGGAGCACGUCCGGGAACGGGACAGCGUGGGAUGCUCACCUCCGCUUCAGGUGGUCGGCCUCUAACCGGGAGACUAGGAACGGGGCAACAAGUACCCGCUACACCUGGUCAAACCGCCGGAUACGGCAUUAGUCUUAAUACGGAGGUGAACGUCUCCGAUAGACCCGUAACUCAACAAGGUAUGAUGGGGAUGCGUGUCGGCAGUGCCGGACCGGGUCGACAGGUACAAGAUGCGUCGUUCUUUAAGGGGAAACUCCACAGUAAGACCGCGGAGAUCACGAGCGAGAUCGAGAAGUUACAGCGAGAAGUUGAGCAGGACGCUAAGGAUAAAGCGCAAUGUGCUCAACUGGAACGAAAAUACGAGAAAAUGGCGCUCGAAGUGCGUGACUUGGAAGGCCAACUAGCCGACUAUAACCUGGCUAUGGACAAGAUGCGCAGUGCCACCGACCCGGCCGAGAUCCGUCAGGUGCAAGAGCAACUACAUCAACGCAACGCCAAAGAAGCGGAAGACGUGGAUCGGGUCUUCUUAAUGCACAAAGAGCAAGAGAAAAGUGUGCGCAACAUGGAGACGGAGAUGACGGAAAUCCACGGUAAACACCAGGACAAGAUUAACCAGUUAGCUCCACAGAAACUGCAACGUUAUAAGGAAUUAUUAGAGGAACACCAUCAAAGUGAGGUGGAGAUCGAAGCUCGAUCCCAGGAGCUGGAACUGGUCAUGCAUGCUAUCCAUCAGAAAGAAGCCGAGCUGAGCUCCGACCGCUACCGGGACGAGUACGAAGCUCUGGAGCGUCAAGCCCGCCGGCUUCAGAAGGAGCGCGACGCGGCGGCUGAAGACGCCAAGACGGCGCAGAUGGACCCAAAUGAAGCUCGUGCUGUGCUUCUUGCUAAAGUGAAGGACGAUAAGGCAAAGAUGGAGGCUCUAGAGGGCGUAUUGCAGUCCGCAGGUGCCGAGAAACAGGAGCUAGUUAAGGUGGUGGCAGACGUUCAGAGCGAACUGGACGAACGUGCCAGUGGGAGCGACCCAGCACACAAAUACGAAGCCUUGUUCGCUAAAGACAAGGAGAUGUCGACGUUUUUAGAACAAUUUCCAGCAAAAAAAGAAGCCGAGAUGCAAGCCCAACGUGCAACUCAAGGAGUGAUUGUACAGUUGCUGGAACACAUAUCAGCCGGUAUGGCCAAGGAGGAUAAAUUGCCCGGUACGAACGCUGCCAACCUCGAAGAAAUGCGCGGCGACUUGACAUUUAAAGAGCGACAACUCGAGUCGUCUGUCACGACGAAACAGCGCUUGACUAUGGAGCUCCAGAAGCGUCAAGCUGAGCUCGAUAAGGUCAAUACAUUGGACGCCAAGAUUGCAUUGGAACUCAGUAGUCUGUUGCAGAAGAUGGACACUAUGACGACCGACAUGACGGAAUUCGGGAAAAUCGACGCGCUACAAGAAGUGCACGCACAGACUAAACAGCAUUUAUUGCGUUUAAAGAAGCAAUACAUUGGCCGUCGAGAUGCCAUGCGGCAACAGGUCACAUCGCUGAGUACGCAACUGGAAAAUCUGGUGCACGAGACGGCCCAGCAAGAGACAGCCAAGAACUUGGACGCUUUGGAGCAAAAGUUGCGUCAUCACGAGCAGAACAUUUUCCACUUGAAGGAAUAUAUCGACUCCAAGUCCCGAGAAGUCGACUACGAGCACCUUAAGCAAGAUUGUUUCCGCACUUUACAGGAACUUAACACGCUUCAUGUUGCCCAGCAACAACGUCAACAGCAACUUCACCUUGGCAUCGCAGGAGGUCUUUAA